Messenger RNA from Empidonax traillii (willow flycatcher), 3442 nucleotides. It is a transcript of the gene FRMD1, whose product is annotated as FERM domain containing 1. Gene Ontology annotation, cellular component: cytoplasmic side of apical plasma membrane; cytoskeleton. The record is from RefSeq and is a predicted model, not a curated record. Gene Ontology annotation, biological process: positive regulation of hippo signaling. Bases 188 to 2017 code for a protein of 609 amino acids. Lineage: Eukaryota; Metazoa; Chordata; Aves; Passeriformes; Tyrannidae. The transcript has 14 exons.
GAGCUCCGCGGCCGGGGCCACCCUACGCAAGAAGAAAAACAUCCCAUCACAUGCAUGUUGUGAGCAGCUUCCAGUGCCGACAGAAGCACGGCACUGAUGAUCUCGCCUUUUCAACAGGUGCAUGGGAUGAAGGGAGCCUGAGAACCCGUCUGGAGAGGAGACCCUGGUCCCUGUGGAGCUGCCCACCAUGAGCAGGGCACUGCUGAUAGGCAGGAUGCAGCCAGAGAUCCGGAGUGUCUGUGUCUUCCUGCCCACCCGUGAGCAGCUCAGCCUAGCCGUCGGGGUCAAAGCCACUGGACAGGAGCUCUUUCAGCAAGUUUGUGAUGUAGUGAAGAUUAAAGAGCCUCACUUCUUUGGCCUCAGCAUUGUUAAAAAUAAUGAAUAUGUUUUUAUAGACCUGGAGCAGAAGCUUAGCAAAUACUUUUCAAAGGAGUGGAAGAAAGAGACCACCAAAGGAACAGAGAAAUUCAGCCCUCCUUUUGUUGCAUUCUUUAGAGUACAAUACUACGUAGAAAAUGGAAGAGUAAUAGGUGAUAAAGUGGCUCGGCAGCUCUACUACUGCCAUCUUAAAGAGCAAGUACUUAUGUCUCGUUGCAAUCACAAAGAAGAAAUCUACUUCUUGCUGGCUGCCUACAGCUUACAGGCAGACUUGGGCAACUACAGAGAGAAGGUCCACGCUGGCAAAUAUUUUGAACCUCAGGCUUAUUUCCCACAAUGGAUAAUUGCAAAGAGGGGGAGCGACUACAUCUUGAAACAUGCCCCAGAGAUGCACCGAGAACAGCAAGGGCUGAGCACUAAGGAAGCAGUUCUAAAGUUCAUUAAGGAGUCCUGCCUACUGGAAGAUGUGCCAGUCCACUUCUACAGGCUGCAGAAGGAUAAGAAGGAGGAUCGACCAACGGUUAUCCUGGGCCUGACCCUAAGAGGAAUGCACAUCUAUCAGGAGGUGAAUCACGUUCGCCAGCUCCUCUAUGACUUUCCCUGGUCGCACAUUGGGAAGCUGGCCUUUCUGGGGAAAAAAUUUGAGAUACAGCCAGAUGGCUUGCCCUCUGCAAGGAAACUGGUUUACUACACAGGCUGCCCCUUCAGGUCAAGGCAUUUGCUGCAGCUACUCAGCAACAGUCACCGGCUCUUUCUGAAUAUUCAGCCCGUGUUGAAGCAGAUCCAAAAACUGGAGGAGGCUGAAGAGAAGAAGCGCUACCGGGAGUCCUAUAUCAGUGACACGCUAGACAUGGACCUGGACCCCUGCGACAAGAACUCCCGUGGCAGCGGGAGCAGUGGGGGCAGCCAGAGGGACAACCGCCUCUCACGCCAGUCCACAGGGAGCCAUGGCAGCUCCCACACAUCGGGCAUCGAGGCUGACUCCAGGCACCGGGUGUCAGUGGAAAUGUCGGUGGAUGAGCCCUUCGGCAUUGAUCGGGUGCAUAGGAAAGAGAAAUCUUGCAGCUCAACCAUCAGCUACGGUAGCUCUGGCAUUGACAGUGGCAGCAAAGGGCGGGCUGAAGAUGACACUCGGGAUGAUGAGCUUGAACUGGCAGUAGAUGAGCCAGAGGAGAUGCCUGUAGAUGAGCCUUUAGAGGGAGACCAGUUAGAGGAGGCCACUGUGGGAGAAUCUGUUGAAUCUCUGCCUUUAGAUGCUGCUAGCUGCCAAGCUAUAAAUGACGGAUCGCUGUCUGUGGUGCAAGUCACGCUAAUCAAAAUGAGAGGCCAAAGCGUGGAAUCCCUUCACCAGGUCAGAUCGCCCAAAAGCAGGAGCUGCAUGGACCAGCACAGCCAGAGUUUGGAUGACAUCCGCCUUUACAAGCACCAGCACCCACCACUAAGUGCCACACUGUCUUCAGACACGUCCCACAGCUACACGUUUGGCUGCAGUCUGGAGGAUAAGCUGUCUAUUUAUGGCUGUGUUUAUUCCACAGCGGACUGCAAAACCAAGUCUGCCCUUUACGGGAAGCGGUCCAUGAACUGCCUCUCCUUAGAUCUUCUGGGAGAGGACCAGCUCCCAGAGGAGUUUGUGGUGUAAUGAGAUUGGAGCUCUUCCAUACCAGGAAACAGCUCAUUAUGGAAAUAUAUACCUCAUUCACACAUGUGAUGUCACUCUGGUUCUUGCAGGAGAUUGUGAGCGGUUUUGUUAUUCAGCUCCGUAUCAGUAAGUGGCAUCACUUCUGCAGACCUGACUACAGGGCAAAUCAACGAGUGUAGCACUUAACGUUGACAUUGGAAGUGUCUAUCUGAGCAGAAAAUGGAAGUAGCCUGCACUAUUAGCAGUGACACAACCACCAUAACCAAAAAAAAACAGUGGACCAAAACUGACACUGAGCUGGUAAAGCAAACUCUGUCUAAAUGGAUUAAUCAGAAUGAAAUUUAAAGUCUAUGUCAGUUUAUCUUCCUGCCUUUGUCUUGUGGUCCAUGUCUGUUAAUGCUAGUGUACAGAUAGUUUGGUUGUCUUGAGUUUGUGCUGCUGCAACACUGCCAACAGCCAUCAGGCCAGGAUAUACUCUGAGCACAUUUGGAGGGCUGUGUAUGGAAGUGUCUGGCCUGUUCCUGUUAUAAUGAACGCAGGUUGCCUAUUUGCUUCACUGGGAGCAAGACCUGCUCUGCCAGGAGUUUAUUCCUCUUUUUUGUUGUUGUUGUUUUGUUUUGUUCUAAGCAUCCAGCCAAAUACAAUGUGCGGCCUUUUUUUUGUCUUUUUUUUCUUUACUGCAACAAAUGGAACUGUCUCUCAGCUGUCUACUACUGCUGUGGUGCAGAUUGAUAAAUAAAUGCUUAUAUCCUUGGAUAGAUGGGGAGAGGAUAAAACAAAUGACUUGGCUGCUUCUGAGAGUACAGAAGACAAGAGUGUUAAUUGACUGGCUUUUGAAGACAGGAGUGUGACUGGAGAAUUUGUCCAGGCAUGAUCACCCCUUACUUUGAUUCAUAUUUUUAUGUUAUUUUUUUGGUUUGUUUUUAAUAAAUCUGUUCCUUAGAAAUUUUUCCUCUGCUUAGAAGGCAAGUAUGGACUGAAGAAAGUUGCCUUGUAAGAACAGAUAGAGUGACAGUGUCCCACUUAGUCAUGGAUAGGUCAUGCAAAUAUGUGUGUGUAGUGCUCCAGGGCUGAUGAUGGUGGUGGAAGUGUAGGCUGUUUGUGUGCCAGACUAAGGACACUUGUUUGGUGAUCUUGAGAGUGGUGGAGCUGGCUGUGCUGGCUUUCACUAGGAAAAUAAUGGUAAUGAUUCAGGCAUUUGGUGUGAGAAACAUCCUGCUACCUUGUUACAUGCAAAUAAACAUGUUUGAUUUCCUCCCCUAUCUUUCCCCAGUACCUCCUCUCCCCAUCAAUUCUCAGCAUUUGGGAAGCUUGUACUUGAAGGUUUGUGUAACCUGUGCCCAGCUUUUGACAACCCUGCAAGUGUGUUUUGGCAAAUUCUAAAAGCUAGGGGACGCUAUUCUGCUGGUUGAGGAAGUGUGUGUU